AUGUUUAACAAAGUUCUACAACGAGCUCUAAAAUUUCGUUUGAAAAAGAGUUAUCCUACUAAUAUUUAUGAUUUGAAUAGAGGAGCGGCGAUCGCUGUUCGCCGUCCGUAUAGCGAUGAAGUAAAACGGGCUCAAGCUUCUAGCGUAGCAAGUCCGGGUCCAACUAUAUUCGACAAAAUAAUUUCCAAAGAAAUAAAAGCUGAUAUAAUAUACGAAGAUGAUUUUUGCCUGGCGUUUAACGAUGUUUCUCCUCAGGCGCCGGUUCACUUCUUAGUCAUACCAAAGAAAAGAAUUCCUAGAUUGCAAGAUUGCGAAUCUUCUGAUAAAGAGCUACUUGGUCAUCUAAUGAUAGUUGCAAGGUCCCUUGGUGGAGAACGAGCUCCAGCUGGGUGGAGGUUGGUGAUUAAUAAUGGCAGACAUGGAGCUCAAUCUGUCUACCACUUACAUUUACAUGUACUCGGUGGACGUCAGAUGGGAUGGCCACCUGGCUAA
Pieris macdunnoughi is the source of this 492-nucleotide messenger RNA. The record is from the annotation of a GenBank genome assembly. NCBI's taxonomy places the organism in Eukaryota, Metazoa, Arthropoda, Insecta, Lepidoptera, Pieridae.